Messenger RNA from Penicillium egyptiacum, 5385 nucleotides. NCBI's taxonomy places the organism in Eukaryota, Fungi, Ascomycota, Eurotiomycetes, Eurotiales, Aspergillaceae. The record is from the annotation of a GenBank genome assembly.
AUGUCGACGACCUCAUCAGCCCCUUCAACAGCCUCGUUUGACAUGGUAGCCUACACAUCCCCAGCCGAGGCCGGGGACCUCCCCAAAUACAAAGCCCUCUACUUCAGCAACGAAUUCCCCACAGAUGACCUAUCAAUCCUUCUUCGUCGGCUACACAACCACAGCAAACAACGCAACCAUGUCAUCUUGGCUCGCUUCUUGAACGAAGCGACAAGGGUACUGCGGAAUGAGGUUAGCCAAUUACGCGCUGAGCUCGCUGAGCUUGUUCCUGCCUUCGAGUCCGUGACGACUCUAGCGGGUGAGAUGGAGCUGCGUAAGGGACAGCUUUCUCAGUCUGUUGAUGGCGUGUUGCUUUGUGUGCUACAGCUAGGGACGUACAUUGGACACUCCGAACUGUACCCGGAAGACCAGGCAGCUGGACCCAAUAGCGUACUGACUGGCCUCGGGCUGGGCAUUCUGGUCUCGACAGCUGUUGCAGUCUCCCCAUCUUUGGACGACUUGGUGACAGCUGGUACUGAAGUCCUGCGCAUUGCCUUUCGUCUUGGUGUUUUCGUUGGUGACGUUUCGCAAAACCUGGAAGCCGUGGACACAGAGUCUUCUGAUUGUUGGGCAUAUGUCGUCUACGGAUUGACUAUGGAGGAAGCCCAGAAAGAGUUGGAUGACAUUCAAGCCAAGGAGAACACCCCAUCAGCCAGUAAGAUCUUUGUCAGCGCCAUUAGCGAAACCUCUAUCACUGUCAGCGGUCCUCCAUCUCGACUCAAAGGCCUCUUCCGCAAUUAUGCCUCGUUUAGAGAUCGCAAAUUUGCGCAAUUGCCGGUGUAUGGAGGGUUGUGCCAUGCCCCUCAUAUCUACACCUUUCAGGAUGCGCAAGGAGUCGUCCCCUCUCCCUCUUUGGCAUCGCGGUUUAAGCCAAUCGUACCUGUCAUGUCGACCAGCUCAGGCCAGCCAUUUGUUGCAUCGACUGCGGUAGAGCUGUUUGAGCAGGUGAUCUUCGAAGUCAUGACCAAGCAAAUCAUAUGGGACAAUGUCACUCUGGGUGUUGCGGAGAGGAUGGUUAAGAGUGAUGUGCGCGGUGUGAACAUCAAGGUGUUUCGUCAUUCACUCGCUGCUCAACUGCUCUCGAGUGCGUUGACUUCCACUAUCACUGAUCUCUCUGUCGAAACAGAUGAUCUUUUGGCAUGGGUUACUACUGAUAUCAACCACGAGGAGUACGCACCCGGAAGCUCUAUGCAGUCAAAGAUCGCCAUCGUCGGAAUGUCGUGUCGUAUGCCAGGCGGUGCAACCGAUACAGAGAAGUUUUGGGAUCUUCUGGAGGCUGGGCUAGAUGUUCAUCGGAAGAUCCCCGCUGAUCGGUUUGAUGUUGACUCGCAUCAUGAUCCUACGGGGAAAAGAUUGAACACUAGCCACACGGCGUAUGGAUGUUUCAUCGAUGAACCGGGCCUGUUUGAUGCGCCAUUCUUUAACAUGUCGCCCCGUGAGGCUGAACAGACGGAUCCUAUGCAGCGGUUAGCUAUUGUCACAGCAUACGAAGCCUUGGAGCGAGCAGGGUACGUAGCGAACCGCACGCCUGCUACCAAUCUAAACCGUAUCGGCACCUGGUACGGUCAGGCCAGUGACGACUAUCGUGAGGUCAACACUGGCCAAGAGAUCAGUACCUAUUUUAUCCCCGGUGGAUGUCGUGCUUUUGGUCCCGGGCGGAUCAACUACUUUUUCAAAUUUGCUGGGCCCAGUUUCAACUGCGAUACAGCCUGCUCAUCCAGUUUGGCUGCUAUUCAGGCUGCUUGUACAGCACUUUGGGCCGGUGACGUCGACACGGUUGUAGCAGGAGGCCUCAAUGUGCUGACCAACUCUGAUGCCUUCGCUGGUCUUUGUAAUGGCCAUUUCCUCACCAAGACGCCUAACGCCUGUAAGACCUGGGACUGCACGGCGGAUGGGUACUGCCGUGCGGAUGGCGUCGGGUCGAUAGUGAUGAAGCGUCUGGACGAUGCAUUGGCAGAUAAUGAUAAUAUUUUGGGGGUAAUCCCAGCGGCAGCUACCAACCACUCUGCUAAUGCUGUUUCUAUCACGCACCCACACGCUGGCCACCAAUCGGACCUGUACAGACAGGUAAUGGCGCGUGCAGGCAUCGAUCCUCUUGAUGUCAGCUACGUUGAAUUCCACGGUACCGGCACUCAAGCUGGCGAUGCCGAAGAAAUGGAGUCUAUCACAAAUGUAUUUGCCCCUGUCAAGGGAAAGAGACGGACCUCCAAGCAACCGCUCCACAUUGGUGCUGUCAAGGCAAAUGUCGGCCAUGGAGAGGCUGCUGCCGGUGUGACCGCAAUGAUCAAGGUGCUACUUAUGCUGCAAAAGGGUGCGAUUCCCCCCCAUGUCGGAAUCAAAACAGACAUCAACCCUGGCUUCCCUAAAGAUAUGGAUAAGCGCAACCUGCAGAUUCCUUACAAAACGACAGAGUGGUUCCGCGCACCUGACAAGAAGCGCAUUGCUGUGGUAAACAACUUCAGCGCUGCUGGUGGCAACACUACGCUCCUACUAGAAGAAGGACCUGUGCGAGAGAGGGUUGGGUCGGAUCCUCGCCCUAGUCAUGUGUUUACCAUUUCUGCGAAGAGUAAAAUUUCACUGAACGGAAAUAUUCGAGGGUUGAUCGACUACUUGGAGAAGAACGGCGAAGUCUCGAUGGCUGAUCUAGCGUACUCGCUUACAGCAAGACGAUACCACCACAAUCACCGUGUGGCAAUUAAUGCUGCGGAUGUGGGCAGCCUCAAGCAGCAGCUUGCCUCCAAGCUUGAUGGUAUCGAUUCUAUGAAACCCAUUCCCACCACCGGACCACCCCCAGUUGCCUUCGUUUUCACUGGUCAAGGAGCCGCCGACAAGUCGAUGAACCUGCAGCUGUACCAUCACUCGCCGUUCUUCUGGUCCCAGAUUGAGACCCUUGACCGCCUGGGUCAACAACACGGUUUCCCAUCGUUCAUUCCCGCUAUUGACGGGAGCUUCCCGAAAGACCAUGCCUGGUCACCAGUCAUUACGCAAGUUGCUCAUACCAGUGUCGAAAUCGCGUUGGCCAAAUACUUCGAAACCCUAGGUCUCAAGCCGGAUGUCGUCGCUGGACAUAGUCUAGGCGAGUAUGCGGCGUUGGUCAUUGCUGGUGUCCUAUCAGCUAGUGAUGCGAUUUUCCUGGUUGGUUCACGUGCCCAGAUGCUCCAGUCGCUGUGUACCGCUGGAACACACAAGAUGAUGGCUGUGAAGGCCUCGAAGUCAGAAAUUGAAGAUGCUGUGAAGGAACUCCCGUACGACCUUGCCUGUGUGAAUGGGCCUAAAGAGACUGUUCUCUCUGGUACGAAAGAGCAGAUGGAAGCUGUGUCCGUUCCUCUCAAGGAGAAAGGGUAUCGAGUUAUAUUCCUCGACGUUCCAUUUGCCUUCCACUCGGCCCAGACAGAUCCCAUCCUAGAACUCUUCGAGGAGACGGCUAGAAAGAGUGUUGUCUUCCAUCCGCCAACGCUACCUAUUGUAUCACCCCUAUUAGGCAAGGUUGUUUUCGACGAAAGAUCGUUGAAUGCCGAGUAUCUACGCCGGGCGACGCGUGGAACAGUUGACUUCCUCUCUGCAAUGCAGAACGCGCAGGAGACAUCAAUCGUGGACAAGGAUACAGUUUGGGUUGAGGUCGGUCCUCACCCGGUCUGUGUUGCAUUUGUCAAAGCCAGCUUCGAUCCUGCUCCUCUGACGGUGGGCUCCUUCCGUCGGGGUGAAGACAACUGGACGACUCUUGCGCAGAGCCUAGGACAGCUUCACACUGCUGGACUGCCGGUACGAUGGAACGAGUUCCACAGACCUUUCGAGGCUUCCCUCCGUCUCUUGGAUCUACCUACCUACAGCUGGAACGAGAAAAAACACUGGAUUCAGUACAGUGGCGAUUGGGCGUUGACUAAGGGAAAUACUUUCUACGAUGCGGAGAAGGGGAUCAAUCGACAAACUACUACCGCCCCAGUGUCCACUCUCAAGACUACGACCGUUCAGCAAAUCAUCGAGGAGAAAUUCGACGGGUCGACCGGAAAGGUUGUCAUGCAGUCUGACCUCAUGCAGCCCGAUCUCCUGGCUGCUGCCCACGGACAUAAAAUGAACAACUGCGGUGUCAUCACAUCAUCCAUCCAUGGUGAUAUCGUCUACACGUUGGGUAAAUACCUGUACAAGAAUCUCAUUCCCAAUGCCAAAACUGUGGAUAUAGAUAUUACCGACUUGAUAGUCACCAAGGGGCUUGUAGCCCAAAGCAACACUAAGGUGCCGCAGUACUUCCGCGUGACGGCUACAACACCCGAUAUAAAUGUCGCUGUUGCCGACUUCGUCUGGCAGAAUGUUGCCAACGACGGCACGGUCUCCGAGCCAUUCGCCACCUGUCGUGUCGUCUACGGGUAUGCCGACACAUGGCUCUCAUCUUGGAGUCCACUGGCCCACCUCGUGCAAGGUCGGAUUGAAACUCUGGAGCGUCUCGCAGCUGAAGGAAUCGCCAACCGCUUCUCGCACAAGAUGGCGUAUACUCUCUUCGGUAACAACCUCGUUGAGUAUGCCGAAAAAUACCGUGGCAUGCAGGCCGUCGUGAUGAACGAGUUCGAAGCCUUCGCCGACAUCACCCUCCAAAAUGUCCAGGGUGGAGGUGAUUAUACAGUUCCCCCCUAUUUCAUCGACAGCGUCGCCCAUCUGGCUGGUUUCAUUAUGAAUGUUUCCGAUGCCAGCGACACUGCGAACACAUUCUGCGUGACCCCUGGAUGGGAUAGCAUGCGCUUCGCUCGGCCUCUGGUCGCGGGGCAAAAAUACAGGUCAUAUGUCAAGAUGAUCCCGACAGACGCUGACUCGUCUGUGUACCUUGGGGACGUCUAUGUCUUCCAGGAUGACGUGAUUAUAGGAAUGGUUGGAGGCAUACAGUUCCGCCGCUACCCGCGCAUUUUGAUGAACCAUUUCUUUGCUGCCCCAGACUCUUCGAAGUCUUAUGCUGCCGCUGGUUCUUCCAGUCAUGCUGUCCCGGUGCCCGUCCCUGCUCUAGCUAUAUCUCAGCCUACGCCUGCAGUGCCCGAGAUCGCUCCUCAAGUUUCCGGACCAGCAUCAGCCCCUGCUCCCGCACCGACCCCUGCACCUAUGCCAGCUGCCCCCGCGGGAGUUAAUUCGGACAGCACAUCAGGUAAAGCCUUGGUACUCAUUGCUAACGAGGCCGGCCUUGAGCUGUGUGAUCUCACUGAUGACGCUGCAUUUGCCACUCUUGGCGUAGAUAGUCUGAUGAGUCUGGUGAUUGCGGAGAAGUUCCGCGAGGAACUAGGUAUUGUUGUUGCGGGAAGUUUGUUCUUAGAGUAUCCCACAAUCGGCUCUUUGAGGUCAUGGUUGGAAGAGUAUUAUAGUUAG